AUGGCAUCCGAAGGAACUCCCGAAAACGACGACAAUGAGCACAAGUCUCUCAAAUACUCUUUACUGGGCCCGUCUCUUACAAAAUCUGGACAAGAUUCCGUAGACCAGUCAAAAGUCUCCGAGAUUAUAUACAACGCCUCAAAGGGAUCCAAAUAUUUCAACCAUGAAGAGGAACGGGACAAAACUUUGACGGUCAAGAUUGAACGAAUAUUGGCAAAGAAGGUUGAAUUGGAGAAGCUUGACUUAGCUCACGAUCGUCGAAGAGCAGACACUGCAAUUGCGGAGCUCGAGCUCACAAGAGAUUUGAGUCAAACAAUCGUCCAUAUUGAUUGCGAUGCAUUUUACGCUGCGGUAGAGGAGCUUGAUCGCCCGGAAUUGAAGAAUGUUCCGUUUUCUGUUGGAAAAGGAGUGGUUACAACAUGCAACUACCAUGCGCGACGAUUUGGGGUCAGAAGUGCGAUGGCAGGGUUCAUAGCGAAGAAAUUGUGCCCGCAACUUAUUCAGGUGCCUUUGAACUUCGACAAAUAUACUGCGAAGGCGCAAGAAGUUCGCGGGAUUCUGGUAGACUAUGAUCCGAGGUUCGAGAGUGCGAGUAUCGAUGAGGCAUAUCUCAAUAUCACGGAAUACUGUCAAAAGAAUGAUAUCGACCCGGAGGCUGCUGUUGAACAGUUGAGACGAGAGGUUCAUGAAAAGACAAAGGUUACCAUAUCAGCUGGUAUUGCAGCUAAUGCGAAGAUAGCCAAAAUAUGUUCGAAUAAGAACAAACCUAAUGGCCAAUAUCGUGUCCCAAAUGAUCGAAUUGAGAUCAUGAGAUUUAUGCGAGAUCUCCCAACUCGUAAAGUCAAUGGAAUUGGUCGAGUGUUUGAGAGAGAGUUAGGUGCCAUAGGGGUAGAUACAUGUGGAGACAUCUAUAAUGUGCGGCAGUAUCUACCGAAAUUAUUUGGAGACAAGACAUUUAUCUUUCUCAUGCAAUGCUAUCUUGGGCUCGGAAGAACAGAUGUCAAACCAGCCGAGGAGUACACACGCAAAAGCGUCGGAACAGAAAGUACAUUUGGUGACAUGGAUGAUCCUACUGAACUUCGAGCUAAACUUCGACAGACAGCCGAAGAGCUGGAAAAAGACAUGCAACGAACACAGUUCAAGGGGCGAACUCUAGUUCUCAAAGUGAAGCUGAAAACUUACGAGGUACUCACAAGACAGGCCGCCCCAUCUAAAGCUGUCUGUUCAGCUGAUGAUUUGUACACAUAUUCCCUUCCCAUGCUGGAGAAACUGGAGGCGGAAAUCCCAGGUAUGAGUUUGCGAUUAAUGGGGCUCCGGUGUACAAAUUUGGUCAGCAUAAAAAAGCCUGACACGAUGGCCUUUUUUGGUUUUCGAAAACAAGACCCUACGGAGAAUGGCAUCAGCAAUUACGAGAGCAAAUCCUUCUCAUCUGGAAUUAAACGAAAAGCCUCGAAUCUCCGAGACAAUGGGUUAGAAGAGCAAUGGGAAGUUUGGCCCGAAGAACUCCUCUUUGAAGAUGCGGAGCGCCAAGAACGGGAGGAAGAACUUAAGAAAAUGGAAAGUUUAAGUCAACGCGAAGAAAAUGAUCCACGACGGCAUCAUGGUAAGGAAAUUCUGCCGAAUCCUAAACCCAUAGAUGAUGCCGUGGUAGAAGAGGAAUGGUGGGAUUGCCCUUUUGCGAAAGGCUAA
Messenger RNA from Sclerotinia sclerotiorum 1980 UF-70, 1689 nucleotides. RefSeq lists its product as hypothetical. NCBI's taxonomy places the organism in Eukaryota, Fungi, Ascomycota, Leotiomycetes, Helotiales, Sclerotiniaceae. Gene Ontology annotation, molecular function: damaged DNA binding; DNA-directed DNA polymerase activity. Gene Ontology annotation, biological process: error-prone translesion synthesis. The record is from RefSeq and is a predicted model, not a curated record. The transcript is spliced from 4 exons. Gene Ontology annotation, cellular component: nucleus. Bases 1 to 1689 code for a protein of 562 amino acids.